AGAGGACAUGAAGACGACGGACGACAGAAAGUCCGCAGGUCGGCUGAUUCUGUAUGCAUCGAAUCCCAGAUUUACAGCGUGGUGAGGCGCCAAGGACUUGUUCUGUAAUCUGAACUACUAAAGUUCACGAACACAGACGUUCAGCAGCCUCUCAAUUCCUCCAUUCCCCGGGGGCCUUCCCCUUCGAAGUCAGAGCCCCAGAUCAUUCGCUCGUCCGGCUACAUUCGGAGGCUCCCAAUUUGCUCGUCCCAGCUCGAAGUGCGAUGGUCUCAUCAUCGAGUUGCUCCGAGUACAGACAGCGACAUCCAGUCCCUGCGGAAUCUGCACUCCGGCUGUACGCUCUGAUCGCUUUGUCGUUGGAGCUGCUGUAGUCGUAGACUCAUCUUUCUCACAUCCACUUUGGUUUGCUCUGAGCUCACUCCAGCGUGUUUCGAUCGGGAGCUCACGCGCAUUUACAGAAUCUCGAAUGCUGCAGCAACUUGCCCAAGGACCGGCAACUCCAAGAGGGACACUGAAUAUUACCAAGCAGAGCAGAACAUCAUCCGCGUUUCACUUUAUAAUCUCCAGCGCCAUAUUUUAGAGCAACUCAUGUGUGCGUUCUCCGUUCGCAGUACAACUCUUGUGCGCACCGUCGCACCAGAGCACUGCUGUCUGUAGCAGCUGCAGAGUUCGUUUGGCUGGUUCGUGAGUUUCGGAGAUUACAGCGUAGAAUUCUGACGCCCUGUAUGUAGGAGGACCAUGGGCCGACAUCACUGAAGGGUUUAUCGAAAAUUUGCUCGCGCUAGAGCUCGAGCUCGAGCUGGUGGGAUCAUCGAUCGGCGAGGCUUGCGUGGAGCUCCAGCUCGAGGGACGAAGAGCAGCAGAAGGAGAGAUGGAGACUCCGACGACGCCGGUGCUGGAUCCGUCGCUCGAACGUAGUAACUCCACAAAUUACGCAGGGAGUGAAAAGAGCUACGACAAAAACUACACUCGAAGUGCACGGAGUAGUUUCGGGUCCAGGAACGGAGAUUAUGGGGACUUGGAUUUGGCCCAAUUGCGGCACUCGCGGAGCCAGAAAGAUUCAGGAUUGGUCACAUUCAAAAAGUCGUUCGAAUCGCACAGGCCGAGUCUAGGAAAAUUCGGCAGUCAGAACUCGGUUUCAGCUCUGGACAUGAUUGCCAAUGGAUUGGACGUCGAAGACAUUCCAUAUUACGAUCUCUUUGUCAGGAACUUGUCGUACAAGGUGACUGUGAAAAGCAAGGGCGGAACGUCGAGGAAAACUCUGCUCAACAAUAUCUGCGCCCAGGCCUUCCACGGCCAAAUCUUGGCUGUCGUCGGGCCGUCCGGGUCCGGCAAGACCACCUUUCUCGAUGCUCUUGCAGGGCGUAUUUCUCUGAGCAGCUUAGAAGGGGCCGUGUACGCGAAUGGCGAAAUGAUCGAUGAAUCGUUCAAGCGCAUUUCGGGCUACGUCAUGCAAGACGAUGCACUCUUGCCCAUGCUUACAGUCCGCGAGACUUUAAUGUACAGUGCCCGGCUCAGGCUCCCAGGUCUCAUGGCUUAUGACGAGAAGAAAACUCGUGUUGAGAACAUGAUCAACCAGCUCGGCCUCAAGCAAUGCGCCGAUACUCGUGUCGGUAACGAGAAGAUUCGAGGAGUGUCCGGUGGUGAGAGGAGGCGAGUUUCCAUCGGAGCUGAUCUCAUUCACGACCCUCCAGUACUGUUCCUUGACGAGCCCACAUCAGGCCUGGACAGUACGUCUGCCCUGAAUGUGAUGCAGAAUCUGCAAAACAUGGCCAAGGCAGGCAGACGAACUGUUGUUCUGACAAUUCACCAGCCGAGUUACCGAAUUCUGGAGACAAUCAACAGAGUACUUGUUCUUGGACGCGGAAACGUGAUCUUUCACGGAUAUCAUGCAGGGUUGAAACAACACUUCGAAACCAUGGGCCGCACUAUGCCAGAAUAUGUAAAUGUAAUCGAGUAUGCUCUGGACACGAUCGAAGAAUAUCAAAGUUCAGCCGAAGGCCUCGAACCUCUCAUCAAUCUGCAAUUGGUGAACAAAAGAGUGGAGGAUCUGGAGCAAGACAUGGUAAAGUCAGAGGACCAAAACUUUCCGGCAGAUCCACACCCGGAAUAUGCAACCUCCGCAAUAUCUGAAGUAUAUGUGCUCUCGUCACGCAACUUUAAAAAUGUCAUGCGCACGCCUGAGCUCUUCUACUCUCGCUGUGGAAUGAUGGUGUGCGUGGCUCUCACAAUGGGAACCUUGUUUCUCCAAGCGAGGAUAAGCGAGAAAGGAGCGAGGCAAAGGGUUUCCUUCAUUUCCUUCACGCUGGCGCUUCUGAUAUUCACAUCCGUGGAAGCCAUGGGAAUCUUCCUCGAGGAGCGACAGAUAUUUAUCAGAGAAACCUCGCGAGGCGCAUAUCGAGCAGCUACCUACGUCAUUUCUGGCGCCAUAGUCAUCAUCCCGUUCCUGAUGAUUCUCGCAAUCGUCUUCUCGACCAUUAGUUAUUGGUUGGUGGGACUCGUCGCUGAGCCGGGCCCCUUCUUCUUCUUCACUCUCACUGUGUUCCUGGUCCUCCUCGUCGCCAACUCUUUCGUGUCCUUCGUCAGUGGAUUGGUGCCCAACUUCACGGUCGGAAACUCUCUAUGCUCUGCGGUCAUCGCCUACUUCUUCCUCUUCUCUGGAUUCUUCAUCGAGAGGAACAAUAUUCCGAAAUACUGGAUCUGGCUGCACUAUCUGUCGUUGUUCAAGUACCCUUUCGAGUCAAUGCUGGAGAACGAGUUUGGACAUAUACAAGGGACUUGGUAUGGUGACGUCGACUCCAACACGAUACUGUCACAAUAUUCUGCGGGCAAAGUACAUCAGUGGAUCAAUAUCCUCGUCAUGAUUAUCUUCUUCGUCGGCUACAGAGUCAUGUUCUGGCUCAUCCUCAAGUACUUCACGAAGAGCAUCAGGAAAUGAAGUCGCUGGACGAGUCAUUGUCUUCUGCAGAGUUUCGAAUUCUCACGACAGCCAAAGAGUAUGAGUACGUUAUAUUCCCCGUGACCACAUGAACGAGGCAGCCUCUCGUCCAAGCCAGCGCGAGGUCGUAUCUGUCCAGGGCUCUCUACCGUCCAUGCAAGGGUGAGAUAUCACGUCUCAAUUGUCCAUGGACACGUAAGGGAUUGAACGAUCGGUAGGGGAUGGACCGUAGAGUGGUGUGGAGAUUGAAAAUUAGAGAAGUACAAGCUCUGGAGGAGGAUCAUAUCCCCAAGGCCUAGGCUACGCGACUUCCUGUAAAUCAGAGUAGUGUCUGGGCAUUCUUUCUUCUGGUCCAGGAAGAGCUUCUGGGGGGCCCUCUUUCUCUAACUAUGGAAGCUUCGGCAACACAUUGAGUACUUCAGAAGGCAAGGAUGUGCCCCAUCUCAUCGGCCCCUAAGAGGCCGAUGAGAUGGGGGAUCCACGCAAGGCCCAUAAGACUUUUAUAGGAGGACUAGCGUGGAUCGGCAAAGCGCUGAGAUCCGGACAAUCGAGAUAAAAGGGCAUGAUGUUGGAGCUGUCGAGGUGUUGGAGAGCCGAGUCUUCCCGACGGAUGGUCCCAGGUAAGACAGCGCUUCUCGGCGAAAAGUCGUGAGCAACAGUUGAUGGAAUCUGCGCUUACGAUGGGUACUACAAACGGUGAUGCUAGAUGCUCAGCUCGAUACUCAGCUAUGUACUGCGAAAAACACGGCGUGUCUCAGGGUUUGUUCAGUCCAGUAGUGUCCUAAAUAUUCUACUUCGCUGCCCCGCUGCAGGACAAAAGUUGCAGCGUGUUCGAUGACCCCCUCGUGCGUUCAAGGCAAGAGAAUGGUAGUUGGACAUGGAAGGUUGGUGUGAAGUAAAACGGUGCCCCAAAGCCUGUGAACCCAAACCGACCCCAGAUAAACUAGCUUCACUCCUCCCAUUAGUUAGAAGCAGUAAUUUCCUCUCGAGUCUCAACCUCGGUGUAUAAAUGUAGACAAUCAUCUGGUCCGUAGUCAGUUUGUGAUCAGGUCCAAUUAAAUUCUUGGAUAAAAUAGUCACGACAAAAUAAAACUCAAGUAUCGAUAUGCAAUCUCAAGCUCCUCAUCAGCCCCCUCGCAGUUGUAUUGCGCCCUACCUGUUGCAAUCGAAGUGGAUAUCGCACCGACAAGUGCAUUACUUGCGAGAGAAAGAGAGACCUGUUCGAAUUUUUAGUGAAUCCGAUCUUCAAUGUCCCUAGGAUGUAAGAAUGAGAUUUUUCAGUGCGGAAAGUGAAAGCAAAAACAUUGAGUGAGAUCAUAAGUGAGAUCAGAAGCGUGUUCAGUGAGGGGAUUGGAACCUGAGCAGCUCCAGCUUCACAGCCUGUAACUUGGUACCGCUGGGAGACGAGGAGCUGAAUUAUUGACUGUAUGAAGGACACAUGGUUCUGAUCA
Messenger RNA from Marchantia polymorpha subsp. ruderalis, 4389 nucleotides. NCBI's taxonomy places the organism in Eukaryota, Viridiplantae, Streptophyta, Marchantiopsida, Marchantiales, Marchantiaceae. The record is from the annotation of a GenBank genome assembly.